This is a messenger RNA of Sclerotinia sclerotiorum 1980 UF-70, 396 nucleotides long. RefSeq lists its product with no specific name. The record is from RefSeq and is a predicted model, not a curated record. The transcript has 3 exons. Lineage: Eukaryota; Fungi; Ascomycota; Leotiomycetes; Helotiales; Sclerotiniaceae. The coding region runs from base 1 to 396 and encodes 131 amino acids.
AUGUCCAAUGUUUUGGCUGCAGAAAGAGAGUUAGAGCAUGUACUGGUGGUUACUAAAGAUAUCGCGAAAACUAGAUAUUUAUCCGAACAGUUUGAUUUUGUUUCUUCCAUGUACUCUCAAAAGAGAUGCUCAGCCGAAGAGAAGAAGAAAAAGAGGGUGAUAAGGGAGAGCGCGAGCGACAAAGGAAAUGCUGAGACUCACCUCUUGCGUUACUUCGAACAGAGAUUUCACGUUGAAAAAGAUGUUUCCGAUGCGAAUAAUGCAUCCUGCCGACGUCUUCCUCCCGUAUUGUUAUACAAAUUCCUUAAAAUGGAUCUGGUGUACCAAGGUUCAUUGUAUCCACGCGUUCUCCACGAUCUGAAACUUCAACGGCUGUCAGAAGAUCAUCCGGUAUAG